AUGGGGUGGAAGCCACCAGUGUUUCCCUCCCCCAACAGGGAGUCCCUGCCCUUGCCCUACCUGAAGCAGGAAGAGCUACACAACAUCCCCAGCUCGGAGCCUCCCUGCCCCGCAUUCCAGUACGUUCUCUGUGCAGCUACCUCCCCGGCUGUGAAGCAGCAGGAAGACACCCUCACCUACCUGAACCAGGGCCAGUCCUAUGAGGUGCGGAUGCUGUGCAACCCCAAGCUGAGCAAUGCUACCCAGUGGGCCCAGCUGUUGAAGAGUGUGGUGCGUGUGGUUUUCCACGACCGGCGCCUGCAGUACACAGAGCAAGAGCAGCUGGAUGGGUGGAGAUGGAGCCGGCCAGGGGACCGCAUCCUGGACAUCGAUGUGCCACUGUCCGUGGGGGUGAUAGAACCCCAGGUGCUGCCCUCACAACUCAACACAGUGGAGUUUCACUGGGACCCAACCAAGAAGACCUCUCUCUUCCUGCAGGUUCACUGCAUCAGCACCGAGUUCACUCCUCGGAAGAAAGGUGGGGAGAAAGGUGUCCCCUUCCGCCUCCAGAUUGACACUUUCAAGCCCAGCGACAAGGACCUUCCACCUGAGCACCUGCACUCAGCGGGGUGCCUCAUCAAGGUGUUCAAGCCCAAAGGAGCUGACCGCAAGCUGAAAACAGACCGAGAGAAGCUGGAGAAACAGUCCCUGCGGGAGAGAGACCAGUACCAGGCUGCCUGUGAGAGCACGGUGUUCGCUGAGUGUUCGCCGUGGCCGGACCCCAGUGCAGGGCCCUCCUCGCCGCUCGGCCCUCUUGCUCUGACCUCUCCCCACUGCUGCAAGCCCCUGUCCCCGGAGAGGCUCUGCUCCUCCCCGCCGUUCGCCUUGGACACCUUGGGGGGCAGCCCCGCUGAGGUGCGUCUUCCCUUUCCAAUGCCCCCCACCUGUGUCUCAAAGCCUCCUCGGGGCUUCGGCGGCCUCUCCGGAAUGGGGUGGCGCUGCCCCCUGCUGGACAGAGCUUGUAUGGCCGCAGAUGGCCAAACUGUUUCCUUCCGUGGGCCCAUGGUGACAACCUGGACUGCCCUCUUCGUGCCUCAGGAUCUGAACCCUGGAGCCUCCAUCCUAGAGACGCAGCAGUGGUUGCAUCGGCACCGGUUCUCCAGCUACUGCCGGGUGCUGGCCAACUUCACUGGCACUGAUCUACUGAAGCUUACCCGCCAGGACCUUAUCCAGAUCUGCGGGGCUGCCGAUGGGAUCCGCCUUUUCAAUGCUCUUAGAGCCAGGCGCACUCGUCACCGGCUGACUUUGUAUGUGGCUCAGGAGGCCUCUAGGCAAGAGAAGGAGGUUCCUAAGAACCCUGACUCAGGCUUUUAUCAAGAGAUCUCUCUAGAUGAACUCAGUGCUGUGGAGCUGAUGGGGAAACUGGCUGAGCUCUUGGCCCUCCCAGCCAAUCAGAUCCACCAGCUCUUUCACCAAGGCCCCGGGGGCGUCCUCAUUCUCCUCAGCGACCAGGUGGUUCAGAAUCUUAAGGAUGAAUCAUACUUUGUGGCUGUGGUGAAAAAAGAAUCCAGAUGGCUACUACCUGGUUCUCACCUAGGCCCAGGGACAUCCCGCUGCAAGAGUAGGAGACCAGCCUGGUUCUCGGGGGCCCCACGUUCACCAGAAGCCUUGCUUAAAUCCUCAGCUGCUUCAUCCGGCUCCGGGUGAAGCGGGAUGUCCUACGCCUAGAGGAGGGGAGCAGCCCCCGGGUUCCCAUCUCUCUGCUCAGCACCAGUUGGUAGAACCUGGGCACAGUCUCCCAAGCUCAGUUCAGCUGGCCAAGCCUGUGAGGCAUGGAAUCUGCCAAUAUGGAUAAGGCGCCUUUGCCCCAAGCAGUGCUGCCUGAACACUGGGUGCAUUGAUUCACAUUUAUUUAAAAUUGUAUUCACCCUUUCCUUUCCUUAAUAUUAAAAAUUAAUUCUA
Messenger RNA from Zalophus californianus (California sea lion), 1941 nucleotides. RefSeq names its product transcription factor CP2-like protein 1. Bases 1 to 1686 code for a protein of 561 amino acids. Gene Ontology annotation, molecular function: DNA-binding transcription activator activity, RNA polymerase II-specific; RNA polymerase II cis-regulatory region sequence-specific DNA binding. Gene Ontology annotation, biological process: regulation of transcription by RNA polymerase II. Lineage: Eukaryota; Metazoa; Chordata; Mammalia; Carnivora; Otariidae. The record is from RefSeq and is a predicted model, not a curated record. The transcript has 14 exons. Gene Ontology annotation, cellular component: nucleus.